Messenger RNA from Aegilops tauschii subsp. strangulata, 896 nucleotides. NCBI's taxonomy places the organism in Eukaryota, Viridiplantae, Streptophyta, Magnoliopsida, Poales, Poaceae. The record is from RefSeq and is a predicted model, not a curated record.
GGAGAGGUUCUCUAUAGGGCGACCAGAUGUACGUGUUCAUGAGCCUAUAGACGCCAUGUUUGAUGUUGACGGCAUCGACAUGCCUACUUUCGGUCUGUGUUGGACUCGUCGCGAGGUAUGCACCGUGUUGUAGUUUAAUGCAACUUUUUCUGCACAAGAGAUAGUUCGAUGCUAGCGGCUACUAACUUUUCUUCUCUGCAGAGACGCUUUGCUAGUGAUCAGACCAGGAAGGCAUACACAGCAUUGAACGAGCAGUUCGAUGCGUACACCGGGGUCAUCUGGCAGCCCUACACGGAAGCAGCCAUACAAGCGAGAUACCCUGCUGGUAUGUCUGUGCUAUGCACAAGGGACCGAGAUUACUGGAUGACAAAAUCUAAGAUCAUCUUCGAUGUCUUCGUCGAGGAGAUGGCACAACAGAGGGUUAUGAGGCAAUUUGGUCUUCUGCAGUUGGAGCUACCUCCCCCUAUAGAGAACCCGGUGCCAGCACACAUCCACAGGCUACCUUGACACGCGAACUCUACGACGACGUGACCACCUUUGGACGAUCACUAUCGUCUGGACCUCUUCUUCAGCAUCGUCCAGUGGUACAGCCCUUCUUGGAAAGAAUUCAGAAUAAGAUACGGACUGUGUACGAGGCUAUCACGUGCACCCGGAGAACCGAUGUUGUUCAGCACCAGCAGGAGCAGCCGCGUCACUCCAUGCACCGACAUCAACCACGUCCACGUCUAGCACAUCAGCCGACAACCAGGCCACCCCGUCCUGACCAACCUGGCAGUUCUACGUGGCACCCGCAGCACUAUGGUCCCACGUCGAGCUUCGUGUUUUCUCCACAGCCACAGCAACACGGUCCCUCGUCGAGCUUCGUGUUAUCUCCACAGCCACAGCAGCACGGUCCC